UUUGGGGACAUGGACAAGGCAUUCCUUUCUUUGUAGCUACAAAGUUCCUUGGAUAAAAAUCUUGGCAUAUCUCCUCUCCUAUAUAAACCUAUUCAUCCUUUAAUCCUAUCAGAAUCAUUCUACAACACUUAUUCUUUCUCAUCUUCAAAAGUAAAAAAGAAAAAUGCCAAUUUACUCCUCAGAUUCCGAUGAUGCACAUGCACCUUCAAUCCCAAAAAGAUUGUUUGGAAGAGAAAAGCCAUUGCAUUCCAUUUUGGGAGGAGGGAGAGCUGCUGACAUAGUGCUAUGGAGAGAAAAGAAUUUAUCAGCAGCAAUAUUAAUUGGAUCCACAGUGAUUUGGUCUUUAUUCGAAGUCGGAGAAUACAACUUUAUCACUCUUCUCUGCUAUAUUUUCAUGACUACUAUGUUAAUUUUGUUCGUAUGGUCUUCAGGGGCAGGCAUGAUUGACUGGAAUCCUCCUCAGCCAAUGACAAUCCCAGAAUCCACAUUCCGAUGGCUGUUUGCGGAGAUCAACAUAAUGUUAUACAAAUUUUAUCACAUUUCUUGUGGGCAAGAUUUAAAGACAUUCGCCGUGACAAUCGCGUUUCUGUGGAUACUAUCGGGAAUAGGGAACUACUUCAGCUCCUUGAACCUGUUGUACCUUGGAUUUGUUUGCGUGAUGACUUUACCGGCAUUGUACGAACGGUAUCAAGAUGAGGUGGAUUAUUUGGCGGGAAGAGGAAGCAGAGAUGUGAAAAAAUUGUACAGGAAAAUUGACCACAGAUUUCUUAACAAGAUUCCAAGAGGCCCUGUCAAGGAAAAGAAGAAAUAUUGAAUUGUAAUUUUAUAAUUUGAAAAUGGUGUGGUCAAUUUAAUUUGCGUUCGUCUCAAAAAAAAAAAAAAAAUUUGCGUUGGAUCAUUUAGUAUUUUCUUUGAAACUCUUGUACGAAUAAAGAUACUAUUUCUUUAUUCUUCAGUGAGUUUAUAGUGAAAUUAUGAUUGGAUUGAAUGAACUCCUUAAAAUGAAAAUAUUAAGCAUCUUGUUCUUCCUGUCAA
This is a messenger RNA of Salvia miltiorrhiza (redroot sage), 1035 nucleotides long. RefSeq names its product reticulon-like protein B9. The transcript is spliced from 5 exons. The record is from RefSeq and is a predicted model, not a curated record. The coding region runs from base 164 to 814 and encodes 216 amino acids. NCBI's taxonomy places the organism in Eukaryota, Viridiplantae, Streptophyta, Magnoliopsida, Lamiales, Lamiaceae.